UCACGUAGCUUGCAAUGGCUUUGUUGUUUGUCCUGAGAGGUGUGUAGUUGUUCCUGGCUUGGUGCUGUAUGGCCAGUUCUUCUGCUUUGCCUUCUCUGAGCUGGGUGAGAUCGGCAUGACGGCCCAUCCCCAGCUGCAGAGCGAUGCUGAGGCGGCUGAGAUUCCCCUUCCCUCGUCCUGUGUCUCUGGAUGGCCGGGCAGAUGCCAGAGCACUCGGGGUGGUGCUGCUGGUUAGGGUCACAACAAGCAGACCUCCUCGCUGCGCUGUGCUGCAGCUGACAUGAUGGCUUGCCCAGUGAUUCAUAAGCGAAUGCUGUCAAGAGCUGAGCUUUUUUCGGACUCCAUGGCAUUAGCCCCACGUCUUGGCCAACCUCCAGCUUGGGCAAUUCCACUCGGACACUUUAAAUGCUCCCUGUCGCCUUUGCCAGGCGCGAGGCUCUGCUCUUCUUUCUGCAAGCUCUUAGAGACUUGUUGGGAACUGUUAAACAGCUGCUACUUUCACUCUCCGGCUGUUUUCUUGCUGGAUGUAGGGGAUUUGUCUGUAGAGCCUGACUGUGGGACUGUGAAAGAGUCUCUGUUAACGCCAAGCAAUUGAUUUGCCAAUAAAGGUUGGCUUUAUUUUUCCCAUCAGCCCCUCUACUAUGCCAGCUGCUGAGGGCUUGUGUGGGACGCAGUGUAACUGGUAUCAGGGGCUGCUGAGCUGUCAUGGGGAAUACCACCAGUGAGCGAGUGUCUGGGGAGCGCCAUGGCUCCAAGUCCCACCGCUCAGAUGGCUCCGGUGUCCCCCACCCCACCAAGGAGCACCCACACAAGAUCAUGGUGGGCAGCACCGACGACCCCAGUGUCUUCAGCUCCCACGACUCCAAGAUUCCUGGGGACAAGGAGUUUGUGUCGUGGCAGCCAGAUCUGGAAGAGUCAGUGAAACCAUCCCAACAGGCUCGUCCUACUGUCAUCCGCUGGGCUGAUGGAGGCAAAGAGGUCUUCAUCUCCGGAUCUUUCAACAAUUGGAGCACCAAGAUCCCACUCAUCAAGAGCCACAACGACUUUGUCGCUAUCCUGGACCUCCCAGAAGGAGAGCACCAGUACAAAUUUUUUGUGGACGGCCAGUGGGUCCAUGACCCAUCUGAGCCUGUGGUCACCAGCCAGAUGGGGACGAUUAACAACCUGAUUCACGUCAAGAAGUCUGACUUUGAGGUGUUCGAUGCCUUGAAGGUGGAUUCCCUGGAGAGCUCAGAAACCUCAGGUCGGGAUUUAUCAAGCUCACCACCUGGUCCUUACGGCCAAGAGAUGUAUGUAUACCGGCCUGAGGAGCGCUUCAAAUCCCCACCCAUCCUCCCGCCUCACCUCCUCCAGGUCAUCCUCAACAAAGACACCAAUAUCUCGUGUGACCCAGCACUGCUGCCCGAACCCAACCACGUCAUGCUCAAUCACCUCUACGCACUCUCCAUCAAGGACGGUGUGAUGGUGCUAAGCGCCACGCACCGCUACAAGAAGAAGUACGUCACCACGCUGCUGUACAAGCCCAUCUGAGCCGGGGCCUCGCCCGCCCCCCACGCAGGACACGAAAAGCCGCUUUGUCUGCACACGCUGGGCCACGGGACCGUGUGAGAACUGGCCUCUGGCUCCAGCCUCGAACCUGGCAGGGACACAGGCCCCGGCGAUGAGCCCAGGGCCGCUGGGGCCUGUGACACUGUCCCAUCCUACUGGUGUGGUUUGAUUUAACCCUUGGUUUCCGCCCACCUACAGCUCCCCUUGGCUUCUGUGAGUCUCUGGGGCCACUUUGUUUGCUGCUCACCAGAAUAGCCUUUCCUCGCACCUGACACGGAAAGGGCUUCACCCUACCUGUCUUCUCCAGCCUGCAAGGGCCCUGAGGUGGUCCUGGCACUGCCCCAGCCCAGGCCCCCAGGAACGUGUCCUACCUGCUGAGGGUUGCAGUGCUGUCCUGGUGAUGAGUCUCCAAGGCCACCUUGAUCCCUAGGGGCUCUGGGACACCCCAGCCUGCCACCUGCCCCCUGCCCCGCAGCCCUGAGCAUGGGGCUGCCCCCCUUCCUGUGCCUCCCCAGCUUCGAGGAGGGCUCUCAGCUCUGGCUGCAGCCCCAGCCCUCUGCCAGGUUCAGCGUCGAGCCAGCGGGAGGGAGAGUACAGCCGGACACAGCUGCGCUUACCUGUCGCCGGGACAGCACUGUCAAGGACUGAAUGCCUGCCCCGUCCCCAACACGGAGAGCUUCUGUGGGGCAAGGCUGACCGUCACCGCCAGAGCAGCACCUGUGCACGCCCACGCUCGAGGGGGCCUGGGGAGAGGGGAGCAGGGCAGGUACCCCAGGACCCCGGCUACACCGCCUGCUGCCGGAGCAGUGCCAUGUGACAGGGUUUUCUCUAUUUAUUACAGUAUUUAUUGUUCUCAGUG
Messenger RNA from Grus americana (Whooping crane), 2407 nucleotides. RefSeq names its product protein kinase AMP-activated non-catalytic subunit beta 2 (gene PRKAB2). Gene Ontology annotation, cellular component: nucleus; nucleotide-activated protein kinase complex; cytoplasm. Lineage: Eukaryota; Metazoa; Chordata; Aves; Gruiformes; Gruidae. Gene Ontology annotation, molecular function: protein kinase binding. The transcript has 8 exons. Gene Ontology annotation, biological process: signal transduction. The coding region runs from base 706 to 1530 and encodes 274 amino acids. The record is from RefSeq and is a predicted model, not a curated record.